Molecule: messenger RNA, 513 nt
Organism: Alternaria ethzedia
Lineage: Eukaryota; Fungi; Ascomycota; Dothideomycetes; Pleosporales; Pleosporaceae
Exons: 2
Coding region: 1-513 (170 amino acids)
Biological process (GO): regulation of transcription by RNA polymerase II
Cellular component (GO): mediator complex
Molecular function (GO): transcription coregulator activity
Source: RefSeq, a predicted model, not a curated record
AUGUCCGGAGCCGCAACGCCAUAUGCGCCUGCCUCAGCGCGAGCCUCAGUUGCACCCACGGGCUCUGCGACGCCAGCGCUGCCCCCACCCCCGACCGCGAGCACCCCGGCCCUCCCUCCGCCCUCGACGUUUGACAUCCUGCCCGACCUCCACAAGCUUCUCAAGCGCAUACUCGAGGCGCCUGCUCAGCCACCCGCGGCAACACCCACACCCGCACAGCUUGCCGCCGAAGGGCCUCUUGAGAUCCAACAUGUUGCGACCGCCGCCAACGACAUCCGUCUCAAGAUACAGAAGGCACGACGCGCAGUAACGGCCUUGCCUGACAUGGACCGCACGUGCGAGGACCAGGAAGAUGAGAUCGACUAUCUCGAGGCGCGUAUUGCGCGGCUGAAGACUUCCUUGGCGGAGCUCGGUCGGCCAGUCGCGCAGGCAGAGGAUGCAGACGGAGACCAGAGACGCAUGUCUGUCGACUGCAUGGAUGCACUCGACCUGGCUCUUGCCCAGGGCUCGUGA